AUGGUGGAAGCAAAAAAAACUGAUCUUUAUACACGACUCAAGGUAUAUGUCGAUGACGAGACAGCAGAGCGUGGCUAUGUGUACUCGCAUCAAAAAGUUGACGUUCAGAUUGAUAUGUUAAAUCAAACAGUCAAGGGUUAUACAGAGAUUAGUCUUAAACCACUUAGAUUUGAUAUUGACAUUAUAAGAUUACAUUGUCGCCAAUGCCGUAUUAGCAGUAUAAAAGUGAAUGAUUUUUUAGCUGAUUUUGAAAUAAACGAGUCUGAAGAUGCAGGAAUCGUGGGUGAGAUAACUAUAUACCUUCCUGAUGAAAUAACUGACAUUCCCAUAAUAAAUGGUGUGAGUAGGUUCUGCUUAAUCUCAAUCGGGUUCUUACUUUCUUAUGUGGCGUUUCAGGCCGAGGAGUGGGUUCCACUUAUUGUUCGCGUCGAUUUCAUUCUAGAAAAACCGAAAGCUGGAGUUCAUUUUAAACUUCCUGAUGAUGAUAAACAAAAAUAUAAAUCCCAGUGCGAUCCAUACAUGUUCACCAUUAAUCGUCCAUUGCCUGGUGCAACAAGGUGUUGGCUUCCAUGUCUUGAUCGCAUUCGUGAUCGUUGUAGCUGGGACUUCUUUAUAACUGUAACAGAUAUAGAAGGCUUCAAUUCGAUUAUGGUAGUUUGUAGUGGGAAUCUUGUUAAAAUGACAAAUUCUCCGAUUUCUCCAAAUCAAAGGACAUUUCAUUAUAAUCAACCAGUUGCAAUUCCAGCACAAUAUAUUGGUGUAGUGUGUGGUCCUUUCGUUGACCCAUUUGUGCUGAAUUAUCCUCUUGAAGCGCUUCCUCCUAAUAGACCAAAGAUAAUUGCUUACAUUUCUGAAGAAUGGCAGCACUGGUUAUUACCUACUCUAUACCCUGAUGGUGAUGAUGAACCUACAGAAGAUACUUACUGGCUACAUCGAGCAAUGGAUUAUUUCAUUGAAGAAUAUUCUCAUUUUAAUUUACAUCCUGAAUUUGAUAAAAAUAAUCCAACUGUAAAAUCCGGAAGCUUUCCAUUCAAGCGAUUUCAAAUAGUUUUCGUUGACCACUCUUACUCCGAAGUAAAUGUAUGCGCCGGACUUUUAAUAUGUCGUUUGAACAUAUUAUACAACAAGUGUAUUAUUGAUCAAAGGGAGAAGACAAGGCGUGCCUUAAUAGCUGCAUUGGCACAGCAGUGGUUUGGAAUAUUUGUUCCUCCUUAUUCAUGGCGUGAUUAUUGGCUUGCAGGUGGAUUGUCCAAUUUCUGGACAAGCAUGUAUUUUCAAAAAAUAUAUGGGAUUCCAGAUUCACGUUACCAGCGUAAAAAGGACAUUGAACUCGUUUGUGAUCUUGAUGUUAACCGUCAUCCUUUAUGCACGCUAGACAUCUCUUUACCAUUUCAAUCAAAGGAUAUAGAAUUUAUAAACCUCAAAGCAUCACUUGUUCUUUGGAUGCUUAAUAAACGUUUAACCUUCCUUGAUUAUCGUCGUGGAAUCCCAGGAAUAAUCUACCUUAUUCUUAAUGGGGCCAAAGAAGAUGUGCAAAAGGGCAAACGACCAGGCUUUUUACAUACGGAGGAAUUUCUUGAGAUGUGUAAAAGUGUAAUUCGACAAGAACUCCGUAACGAAGUUAAAAAAUUCGAGAAACAAUGGAUAUAUGGUUCUGGUUGUCCAAAAUUCAAAAUACGUGCAACCUUCAAUCGAAAAAAAUUGGCUGUCGAGUUUAAAUUCGAACAGGAAAAUACUAAUGCUUCAAGUUCUGAUGGUGUGAGCGGAUUGCAAUCAACACAUACUCCUCGAUUUACGGGUCAUAUGGAUAUUGCAAUUAAAGAACCUGAUGGAUUGGAAUAUAUACAUACGAUAUAUAUCCAAGAAAAGCGUGAAUCUCAUUCUCUUUUUUAUCACACUAAAUAUAAACGAUCGAAACUCAACAUCAGACCACACAUGCGCCGUGAAAAAGGUAAUUUAGAAGCUCACCCACCAUCUAGUGUAUUCGAUGAAGACCAAAGAGAUUUCCCAUUACAAUGGGGGAUGGAUCCUGAAUCUGAUUCGGAAGACCUCCCAGAUUGGAAAAUACAAGAAUGGGUUCAGGAAUAUCAUGCAACUAGUGAUCAAUGGGAAUGGAUUCGAGUUGAUGAUGCAUUUAGUUGGAUUGCAAUCAUUGAUUUCGAACAAGACGAUUAUAUGUGGGCUGCGCUGUUGGAAUCUUCACGUGAUGUAAUUGCUCAUUAUGAGGCUAUAAAAGCGUUAUCUAAAAAACCAUCUCGUGCGUGUUCGACUACUCUUAUGCGAACAAUCCGUGAUUGGCGAUACUAUUACAGGAUUCGAAUGGAUGCCGCUCUUGCAAUGGCUAAAUGUGCGACUAAUGAUUUAGACUUCAUUGGUAUCAGUCAAUUAAUGAAAAUAUAUGAAACCGAUUAUUGCGAACGUCGGAUUGAAGGAGGAUUCUUUCCCAAGAUAAAUGAUUUUAGUGAUUGGGAGGAAUAUUAUGUUCAAAGGACAAUACCUUAUGCUUUAUCAUGCGCUCGAGAUUCGGGAAAUACACCAUCGCAUGUAAAAGAAUAUUUACUCUAUCUUUUGAGCUGGAACGAUAAUCAAACAAAUACGUAUUCCGAUGAUUAUUUCGUCGCUAAUCUCAUUGAAUCAUUGGGAAAUACUUUUAUUCCAGAUGAUGAUCAAGUACAAGAAGGAUCUGCUGAUGUGGAAGUCUUUGAUUUUGCUUCCCAAUCUCGAGAUCACUUGGAAGAGACUUUGGAAACAUUAAAAAGAUAUUUUAGUCGACAUGAACUGUUCGGUUCAUAUCAAGCAUUAAUUGUUGUAGCAAUUAUUAAGGUUCGCAUGCAUCUUAUGCUAAACCAAUUAAUCGCAGUGGAUGGUAGAGAAUUUGUUCUUCAUGCACGAUAUGGUAAUUAUGUUGGAGUUCGUAUUGCUGCCUUCGAAGCAUUAAUUGCGUUGGAUUUACACCAAAAACCAGAAGUUGCAAAAUUUUUCGAUUUUCUUGUUGAAAAAGAUUCUGAUUUGGCAGUCAGACGUUUUCUUAAUGCUAAGUUCAGAGAAGAUAGAGGACCAUGGUGUUGGAAUUCCCCUAGAAAAAUUAGAUCGGUACCAACCUUAAUAGUUCGUUACAAUCGAACUACUCAUCUUGGAGCUUCUCAUAAACUUUCUGGACCAAUUUAUCAGUCUGCUCCUUCUAAUCCUAUAAUUUCUUCUGCUGGCAAAAAAGGGACCAGCAUAUCUGAGAUGAAUUCCUCUCAAUAUUUAGGAAUGCACGAGCAGAAUUCAAAAACAUUAAGGCUUAAAAAGUCUCGUGAAUCUUCUCAAAAAUCAUCUGACACGAUACAGAAAUUUUAUUCGCAUAUUAAUAAUGAUCCUACAUCAAUAGGAAUAGCAGGUGUCAAGAAUGUAGAGUCAGAAUUAGAGUCUGUUACUCCACCUAAUAAGGUUAUUUUAAACGUUCAAUCAAGAAUGAAGACAAAUGAGGGUCAUGAAUUUAACUCAUUAGUCUCUGAAAACGGUCAAUUCACCCAAACUGACAAUCAAAAAAUAUCAUCACCUUUUCAAGAUCAUGCAAUAGCAGAGAGUUCAAAUCAAGUCCAAUUUGAUGAAAAUUCAAUUCCACGGUCCUUAGCACAAAAUCUUCGUAGUCAGAAAAAGUUAAUAAGUAAAGCAUCACAUUUACCUUUAUCGGAAUCAGAGGAUUUAUCUUUGUCUGAAGAGGACAUGCUAAUUAAGAGCAAAAAAAGGGAAGGAUCCGAAUAUGUGGUUGAAUCGCGUAAAAGGGAAGAAAUCGAUAUUUGUAAAAUCAUGAGAUAA
Messenger RNA from Racocetra persica, 3804 nucleotides. The record is from the annotation of a GenBank genome assembly. Lineage: Eukaryota; Fungi; Glomeromycota; Glomeromycetes; Diversisporales; Gigasporaceae.